AUGAGGAUCGGAGCUAAUGACAACGAGGCCUCGAAGGAAGCGCAGGACCUGCAGACGGAGCUAAGGUUGUUGGAGGUAGAAGAUCAGUUGCUGCAGUUGCGACAACAACUUCUACAUAGGCGAAAGGCGCUUAUGGGCAAGCUCCCAAGGGAGAGGCUAUCGGAGACUGGCCACGCAGAAAAGAUGCCUGGAGCAUCUAGUACACGGUACCAGAAUGCUGGUACGGAUACAAUUGGUGAAGUUGCCGUUGUGGAAGGAAACGGCAGUACGCAGAGAGCCCACGCUGGGCCCCCAUGGCUCUCUUCUACCAGUGGUGAGGACAACUCAGCUGCUAGGGUCACUAAACCUGUGGGCAGACCAUCUUACGAACAAUUGACAGCGAGGAAGACUAGCGUGGCUGAAUUGGUGAAGUUUUCCGGAAGGCCGGAGGACUGGCCCUUAUUCAUCGCAACGUAUGAACAAACGACGGAGCUAUGCGGAUUCACGGAUGCCGAGAACCUCAUGCGGCUUCGGCAUGCGUUGGAAGGACCAGCCAAGAACGCAGUACAAAGUCUAAUGCUGCAUGCGGACUGUGUUUCGCAGAUAAUCUCCACGCUAAGAAUGCGAUUUGGGCGACGCGAAAUUGUCAUUUACUUGUUAGUGACAAGGAUUAAACAAUUUCCUCAAGUGAGGGAGAAUAAGCUUGAAAUGCUGGUUGACUUCUCGGUGGAGGUGAAAAAUGUUUGCGCUACGAUGAAAGCCUCCAAGUUGGACCAGUACUUAAACAACCCAGCGCUCACGCAGGAGCUAGUGAGCAAGUUGCCAUCGAUGGUGCAGACGUUUUGGGGAAUGCACAAAGCCUCUCUAACAGUGUGUACGUUGGCAGAGUUUAGUACGUGGCUAUCGCAGAUGGCAGAAGGAGCGAGCCAUGUGAUAGUCCCAAGCUCGUCGUCAAGAACGGAGAGAAGGGGCACGGUACAUACACACACUGUGCGCCAAGGCUGUCGGCUAUGCACCCGCAAUUGCAGAACCCUGCAGGAGUGUCCAGCAUUCCUGGAAAUGACGACCCGCGAUCGCUGGAAUGCUACUCGACGGUGUGGCUUGUGCUGGAGAUGUUUCCAGAGCCACAAGGUGGAAAGAUGCGGCGUCCCCAAUCCUUGCGGAAUAGAUGGAUGCCUAGAACGCCAUCAUCUCCUGUUGCAUCGCGGCAGCACGGCUCCCGUCCAAGCCAGGUGCCAUGCACAUCGACAAGAAGGUGUGGAAAUGCUAUUCAGGGUAUUGCCAGUGACUUUGUAUGGAAAUGGUAGGCAAGUCAACACGUAUGCCUUCAUCGACGACGGGUCAUCUCUAACCUUGAUCGACGCCCCAUUGCUAGAAGACCUUGGAGUGAAGGGACAACCGCAGCCUCUAUGUAUGCAGUGGACUGCCGGCAUGCACCGGUAUGAGGACAGCUCGGUCAGACUGGACUUAAGGAUCUCCGGCAUUGGUCAAACGAAGCUAUAUGAUCUCUGCGACGUUCAUUCGGUCCAGUCUUUUGAUCCUCGUCACAGUCGGCGCGUGCUUCGCACCAAGAAAGGCACAACAGAAGAACCGAUCGCUGAGAAGACCCGCCUAGGGUGGACGAUUAAAGGAAGAAGCUCCAACAGUGUGGGUGAUGACAUAACCCCAAACUACCACGUGUUUCACAUAUGUGGAUGUGAAGCUGACGAGAACAUGGAGAUCUUGCGCCUGCUUGGGCAGUGCAUGUGGUCGGACGGCGGCCCUAGACCGGAGAUGAAUAGCAAGAGCGCAUCCAAUGAUGACCAGUUGGCUAUACAGCAGCUGGAGAAGAACACGAAGCGUAUAAGUGGCCGAUUUGAAACAGGUCUGCUUUGGAGGUAUAAAGAUGACAAGCUGCCGGAUAGUUUACCGACAGCCCUAAAACGGGCACGAUGCCUGUACCAGAAAUUGUCUCGCGAGCCGGAGCUUGCGAAGGAAAUUCGCCGACAGCUAGAUGAGUACGUGAAGAAAGGAUAUGCACGGCUCAUUACGUCGGAAGAAGCUGAGGAAAAGCCAUAUUGGUUUAGAGAGAAACGUAUUGCUAUCGGCGGCGAUAUCGCCGAGAUGUUUCAUCAGGUCAGGAUACACACCGAAGAUCAGAGAUACCAACGCUUUGUAUUUAUAGACCCAAACACACAACGGAGAGAGAACUACGCCAUGCAGGUAAUGACGUUUGGGGCUAGUUGCUCCCCCAGCUGUGCCCAGUACGUGAAGAACAGAAAUGCAGAGUCGUUCAAGAAGGAAUACCCACGCGCUGUUAAGUGCAUACUGAAGAAUCACCAUGUAGACGACAUGCUGGACAGCGUCGACACGGAGGAAGAAGCUAUAAGUCUCACGCGUCAGGUCCACUACAUUCAUCUUCAGGGCGGAUUCCUCAUUCGAAACUGGGUAUCGAAUUCCAGAGAAGUAUUAAGCGCACUCGGCGAAGGAGCACCCAAGCUAGUGAGACUAGACGAAACAACGGAUGGACAGACCGAGAAGGUGCUGGGAAUGUGGUAG
Messenger RNA from Drosophila bipectinata, 2517 nucleotides. The record is from RefSeq and is a predicted model, not a curated record. NCBI's taxonomy places the organism in Eukaryota, Metazoa, Arthropoda, Insecta, Diptera, Drosophilidae.